Messenger RNA from Dothidotthia symphoricarpi CBS 119687, 1949 nucleotides. RefSeq lists its product as uncharacterized. The transcript has a single exon. The record is from RefSeq and is a predicted model, not a curated record. Lineage: Eukaryota; Fungi; Ascomycota; Dothideomycetes; Pleosporales; Dothidotthiaceae. The coding region runs from base 26 to 1942 and encodes 638 amino acids.
CCAGGUCUUCUCCAGGUCGUUGAACAUGAGCCACUCCCUUGACACUGACCUUGCAGGCUUAAGGCUUGAUGUUACCGAUGCGUACGACGAUCCGAUCGGCGCUGGAGGACAUGACUCCAACGUUAAUUCAGCACCUUCAUAUUACGGUUCGCUCGACGUUUCGACACAACAAAUCCGACUCCUCCACCUUCAGCCCGGCAAGGAUGACGAGCCAAUACACUGCUACCUCAGCGUAGCAUCUCUGGACCAAGACAUCGAAUACGAAGCACUCUCAUACGUAUGGGGGACCCUCGUUGAUUCCGAUCUCAUCCAAUGCAACAUGCAAUCGACGUGCGUCGGCAGAAAUCUGUUCUUAGCUCUCAAAAGUCUUCGCUGUGAUGACGACUCGGAGCGUGUGCUUUGGAUCGAUGCUCUAUGUAUCAACCAGGCGGACCUGAAAGAGCGCAGUAGUCAGGUGGCCAUCAUGGCCGAAAUUUACCAGCGAGCGGCCCGUGGAAUUGCAUAUCUGGGGGAGUGCUGGGAUGGCUGUGAAGACGCAUUCGAGGCUAUACGCGAAUUGGGAAAGAUGAGGCAUCUCUUUAGUCACGGAAUUCCAGACAAAAACGGCAGUCCAAGAGUCAAAGGUGUCGGGCUGGAAUCUCCAGAACUGCUGAACAACGUGCUAAGGUUCUUGGAAACGCCCUGGAUUUCCAGAUUAUGGACGCUGCAAGAAUUUCUGCUUCCACAGAAAAUGAUCUUCUACUAUGGCCGAAUGUCUGUUUCUAAAAAGACAAUCUUUGUCCUCGCACAUAUGAGUGCUCGCGCUGUCAACAGUUGCUGUAUGGCCGAUGGAACUCACGAUGGGAAUAGGAGCUCGCGUUACAGAAUUGCAAUCGCUAGAUGGAAAGCCUUCAAGGUUCGCAGCAACAGAGUGGUUCCGUUAGAGGAGCGGGCGUCUCACCUUCGGCUUUUGGAAUGGUACCGCUACCGAGACGCGGUUGACCCUCGCGAUAAAGUCUUUGGUCUACUAGGCCUGUGUGGAGAAAAAUGGGCUAGAGUUAAUCCACCAGACUAUUCGAUGACGGCCGAAGAAGUCUUCACGCGAGCAGCUUUAACUGACGCCCAGAUUCUCAAGCGCCUCGACUUUCUUAGUUUUCGCAACGCAGAAUCCAUGCCGAGUUUGCCCUCUUGGGUCCCGGAUUGGUCAUCACGUACUCAGGAGGGCUCUGAAGAACGAUAUAGACGCGUAUCCAACCUUUCUUACCAAGCAUGUGGACCCUAUGGAACAUACACUGUACGUUCCUCCAAUGGGCCAUACGGAGUUGAGCUGGCCGUUAUCGGACACGUGGUGGGCACGAUUGUCGAACGCUCUUCGCCUAUCGACAAGGCAGCCUGCUUGAGCGAUUCCGAGCACUUCCGGAAAGCAUUUCGUGAGAUACGAACAAUCACUCAGGCUGAAACAAACGGGAAAGAUUUAUAUAGAUUGUCUUAUCGGCCCGUUGAAGAGGAGUACUUGUCCAGUCUGGUCUGCGGGAUGAGAGUUCGCGAUUUCGACAGUGAUUUCGAACAAGGCCAGACUCCUGCCAACAUAUGGCAACGGACCAAAGAUCUUUUUGAAGCUUGGGAGGCUUCUUACUGCGUGAACCUCAGCAUCGACUUCCCGACGGGACUCCCUGUCAGCAAAUUGAAUGAUGUGUUUGUCCAGAAUAUCCUCACACGAUGUUUUGUUCGACUAGAUCUCGACUGUUUUGGAUGGGCCCCUUCGAAUGCCCACUCAGGAGACCUUGUGGUCGUUCUUCACGGCGGUCGAGUUCCAUAUGUACUACGGCCAAUUGGAAAUGAUUAUUACACAUUCGUUGGGGAUGCUUACAUCCAUGGCAUGAUGAAGGGCGAGAUCUUUCAGGCAAUCGAAGACUUAACAGAGUCAAUAGAGUCCAUAGUUGAGGAGUUCAUACUUGUAUAAGCAAUAC